AUGUCUGAUGAGUUAAAAAGAAAAAAUUGUCAACAUUCUGACGAUGAAGCUGAAGCAUUAUCCUAUGACCCGAUGAUUUUGUCUCAAGAGGAACGCAAGAGUGAUAUUUUAGAGAAAUCCUUUAAAAAAUCUUGCAUAAAAGAAAAAUCAUCUCGUCAAAUUGAAAAAACUUUUGACAAAGUUCAAAAUAUCGAUAGAAAACUAUCGCCUGACGAUUUUGAAAAGGAACUUCUUAAUCAUUCAAAAAAGGCUAUUUCACAUAAGUUGGAAUAUAUUGAUAAAAAAAUUAAAGAAUUUGUAGAGAAUGUCUAA
This is a messenger RNA of Funneliformis mosseae, 312 nucleotides long. The record is from the annotation of a GenBank genome assembly. NCBI's taxonomy places the organism in Eukaryota, Fungi, Glomeromycota, Glomeromycetes, Glomerales, Glomeraceae.